CUAGCUGUCCUGAAGGAGCUGACAGCACAGAGAGCCAGCAAUCCGCUUACUGAGCAUUACAAUUAAACGGACUCUGCGUUUCAGUUGAUUCUUGUCAGAUCUGCUCAUUGCUCGACUUGCUAAAUAAGUGCAAAAGCAGCACGGCUUUCUCUGUGUUUUACAGACCUCACGGACGUUUUAUUAUUCGUUUGCUUAUUUUGCUCCGGAAAGUAUUUAAUGCAAGGACGUAUUCUGUGAUCAGAGAGGCACUUCGACUUCAGUAGACAUGUGUAUGAGAAGAGACUACCAAUUACACGUCAUCGUUACGGUGUUGGUUCUCGCUGCUGCGGUGACAAACACACAUGGACAAGAAAAUGUCAAUGCUGUGGGCCAGAGAAGAGUGGAGUCAGACAGCGGAGCCUUCACACACUCCCCCACACAGGACACAGCGAGUGAGAUCAACCAUUUCACCACAGCAUCCACCAUGAACGUCCCUAACCAGCGGCCCGUCUUCAGAGGCUUCGCCCUCCAUGAACACCUGCUCACUAAAAACUUCCAGGGGGACCAGCAGUUCUUCACAGACCAUGGAGAUGUGGCAGGACAUCCUACAAUGCCUGGCUCUGUUUCCACUCUUGAGGCAGGAGACGCUUCGACUCGCCUUGUGCAACAUGAGGACACCCCUGCCUUCUCUGACAUAGCCACUACUGCCACAGUGGCUGCCACAACCUCCCUCACCAGCUCUGCUCCUACAACCCCGGGGCUACUGGUGAGCAUAGCUCAGAAGGACAAGCCAGCCGAGGACAAGGCCAGGGAGGCAGAGAAGGUGACAGUGACCACAGACUCCCUGACCACCCCUGUAGUGGCAAACACUGCCCCUACAGUCAGUGGCCUCAGACCCAAUGUCCCCCCCUCCCCGAAUGGAAGUCUCCAUAGUCAGAGGGCAGGGGUCACAGAGACCACCGUGGCACCCCCUGUGCUGACCACCUCAGUGAGGGUGGAGAAAGGGGAGUCCGAGGAACCAGAGGUAAAGAACAGGACAGGCCCUGGCAUCCAGCUCACCAAACUAACCGCAGCAUCCACAGGAGAGGUGGAUGAGGGAACCACCACCACAACCAUCAUCACAACCACCACCAUUUCCACCAUGCAGACACCAGGUCCCUGCACUGUGAAUUUCACUGACCCAGAGGGUCACAUUGAGAUUCCACAGCUGCAUUCCUCAGCUUCGUCGCCUGACCCUGGAGUGGACUGCACCUACGUGCUGACCGUCUACCUGGGAUACGGGAUUGAAGUACAGGUGCUGAACGUGAGCCUGUCAGAGGGGGAGGUGGUGACAGUAGAAGACAUGGGGGGACGAGAGCUGUCCAUCCUGGCUAAUGAGACCGUCCUGAUGAGGGGUCUGGUGGUGCGCAGCUGGAGCAAUCAAAUCUCCAUCCUUUACCGCAGUGACCAGCAGCCUCACUCUGGCUCCCUGCUGCUGCUGCAUUACCAAGCCUUCGUGCUGAGCUGUGCCUUCCCUAAGGAGCCAGCCAACGGGGAGGUAUCAGUGACUCACCUCCAUGCUGGGGGAGAGGCCUACUUUCAGUGUCUGACCGGCUACCAGCUGCAAGGCCCCACCAUGCUCGCCUGUCGCAACGCCACUACACCUUACUGGAGUGGCAAGGAGCCAAAAUGCCUGGCUUCCUGUGGUGGGAUGAUAAAAAAUGCCACGUUGGGCCGUAUUGUCUCUCCUGGUUUCCCCGGCAACUACAGCAACAACUUGACUUGCCAUUGGGUCCUGGAGGCUCCUGAAGGCCACCGGCUUCAUGUUCACUUUGAGAAAGUGGCUUUGGCUGAGGAUGAUGACAGACUCCUAAUAAAGAAUGGGAACAACAUUGACUCGCCUCUGGUAUAUGACUCCUAUGAGGUGGAGUACCUGCCCAAUGAGGGCGUGGUGAGCACAGGACGUCACCUCUUUGUAGAGUUCACCACAGACGGGACUGUGACUUCCACAGGAGCAGCCAUCAGAUAUGAAGCUUUUGCGAAGGGCACAUGCUAUGGGCCUUUUGUGAAAUAUGGAAACUUCACUAGCAGUAACACAGCUUGCGGUGUGGGUGCAGUGGUGGAGUUUGCCUGUGACCCGGGCUACACUCUGGAGCAGGGCUCAGUCAUCAUUGAGUGUGUGGAUGCAGAAAACCCCCAGUGGAACGAGACAGAGCCAGCCUGCAGGGCUGUGUGUAGUGGUGAGAUCACAGAUUCAGCCGGUGUGGUUCUUUCUCCAAACUGGCCCGAGGCCUACGACAAGGGCCAGGACUGCAUCUGGGGCAUCCACGUGGAAGAGGACAAGAGGAUCAUGCUAGACAUCCAAGUGCUCAAUGUGGGUAAGAAUGACCUGUUGACCUUCUACGACGGUGAUGACCUAACAGCUAACAUCCUGGGUCAGUACAGUGGCACCAGGUCUCGCUUCAGGCUCUACACCUCUAUGGCUGAUGUCACCAUCCAGUUCCAGUCGGACCCUGCUACCAACAUCUACGGCUAUGGCAACGGCUUCGUGGUCCACUUCUUUGAGGUCCCCAGGAACGACACAUGCUCUGAGCUGCCAGAGAUCACUAAUGGCUGGAAGAGCACCUCCCACCCAGACUUGAUCCAUGGGACAGUGGUCACCUACCAGUGUUACCCAGGUUACGAGGUGCAGGGCUCUGAGAUCCUCAUGUGCCAGUGGGACCUGACGUGGAGUGGAGACGUCCCUCGCUGUGAGAAAGUGAUGACGUGUCCUGACCCGGGGAAUGUGGAGCACAGCCGGAGGAUGGUGACGGGAUCCCGCUUCAUGGUGGGAUCGACAGUGCAGUAUGUGUGCAAUAAGGGCUACUCCCUGUCUGGAAGCACUCUGCUCACCUGCUACAACAGAGACUCAGCCAACCCCAAGUGGAGCGAGAGGCUGCCUAAGUGUAACCCUGAGAAGUAUGAGCCCUGCAGGAACCCUGGUGCCCCCUCCACCAGUGUGCAGAGCUUAGAGAAAGCCUUCUACCAGGCAGGGGAGACACUGAGCUUCUCCUGCCGUACCGGAUAUGAGCUGCAGGGGGAGCCCACCAUCCGCUGUGUCCCUGGACACCCGUCACAGUGGAGCGGCACACCACCCGCCUGUAGAGCAUCCUCUUUGCAGUAUUUGAAUGAGCGAAAGUUGGAUGUAGCUAAUCCUGAGUACGGUAUGGAGGGAACCAACAUUGCCAUCGCCGUUCUGAUUCCUGCUGCGGUUGUAUUGGUAGUCAUUCUGGGGAUUUACCUCUACUUUGCAAAACUUCAGGGGAAGACCAUCAGAAUGCCAACAUCAUCCAUGCCGCCAUAUGACAACAUGACAGAGGAGUCAGCCUUCAACAACCCAAUCUAUGAUAAAGGAAACAAUGAGGUGAGGCCUUCUUCUGAUGCCGACUGUCCAUCUUAACGAGCACACCUCAUAUCCACCUCACCCACUGUGUCACCUGUCACUGUACCAAACUGGUGUCAACUUCAGUCAACACAUUUUGGGGUUAAUGGGUUCCUCACCACUGAGCUCCCUGACCCUCACUAACUUCAUCACUCUCUCUUUUUCUCUUUCCCUCAAGUAGUUACUAUUAACUUAAAUUUGGGAAAGAAAAUACCUUUGCAUAACAUCUCACUGUUGAUAAUGAAAGUAAAGUAUGGGGUGGCAGUGGCUGAGGAACUGAAGUAUUAUGACCCAGAGUAAGAACUUUUGGCCAGUAAGAACCUUUGAUGAGUGUGUUUGUCUGGUCUUUACAGGAAAAAAGAGAUUAUGAGGUAACCAUUUAGAGACCUUACAGCGAGAGGAAUUCAACCGUUGCUUUUUGUGACCUCUCAGCUUUUCUGCGAUGACUUCAACUCCUAUUCCUCACUCUUCUUUCGCUUCAUUCCCUCCUUUUUGUGGGCUUUUGUAAAUAUCCGUCUUUCCAGAGGACUUCUACCAGAGCUGCAACGGUGGUGGUUCAACAUGGUGUUAUUUUUGUAGAGCUUCAACACAGAUGGCCUUUCUUUAGAGUUUCUACAUUGUUUAUUUCAUAAGCCCAGGACUGGUUACAUUAUGGGGGAUAGGGAUACAUUAAGUUUAAUUGGUUUUUAAGUUUUACAUGAGAAAUCUGAAGAAUGAAUGUACCGAUAAUGAGUUGGCAAAGAUUUUGAAAUAUACACUAUACAUGAAAAAUACAUUAUGACCCACAGUUGACUGAACAUUGUCCAAAUUUCACAUUUACCUUAAGUGAAUAUUUUAAUUUUCAAUUUUGCUACUAUAAUUCCACCAACCAUGUCUACAGCUAUAUGUUUUGUUUUUUAAAUCACUUUGUAAAUAAACUGCCUGUCUAAUAUGAGGGUGUCUGAGACUUGACGAACCAAAUUAGUGUUUUGUUCAAGUUUGACUCACAGUUUUGUUGAGAGACAUGUCCUGUGCUAAAACAACUAUAAAAUACAUCAGAGAAAUGUAUAGACCACAGUGUUAAUCUCCCCUUCAUGGCAGAUAUAGAGUAGGUAAAUACUACUUGGCUAAACUAAUGUUAAAUCCCAACAGCUUUUUCUUGAGAGUAUGCACCAAUUUAAUGAAAAGGAGGCCAUCUAAAAUCCCAUCUUCUACAAAGUGCUGUUCUGUAAAGUACACAAACGUCAUGUACAUAAGAAUGCUCACGGGCCACUGUCUACCACCCCUUGUCUGUGCUCUCCUUUGUUUCUGUCUCUCCACACAAUAAAUUGACUGCUUAAAGUAUUGAACUGCAUCCCCAACAUUUGUUGACGUCAAAGAACAUGUCAGAUAUUCAAACUAUGUGUACUUUUCUUCUCUUUGUAAAAUAAACAAUCCAUCCAGUCCAAUCUGAGUUUGCAAGUCACAACAGGUUUUAUUUUUACUGUUUAUCUUAAUUGUUGUCUCUAUAAAUGUUAAAUUGACUCCCUUUGGUAUCAUUGUGUGUCUUUGGUCAUAAACUUUGAAUAUAUAGUGCAAACUGAUGAUUGCCCAGCAAUAGUACAUUCAGAGUAAGUUGUAAGGUGGGUGUAUAUUUUAUUACUCAAAAUCUGAAUAAAAAGAACUGCAUUAACUGUGAAAAAUU
This is a messenger RNA of Oncorhynchus gorbuscha (pink salmon), 5042 nucleotides long. Its product is annotated as seizure protein 6 homolog. The coding region runs from base 266 to 3397 and encodes 1043 amino acids. Gene Ontology annotation, cellular component: endoplasmic reticulum; neuronal cell body; dendritic shaft. The record is from RefSeq and is a predicted model, not a curated record. The transcript is spliced from 17 exons. NCBI's taxonomy places the organism in Eukaryota, Metazoa, Chordata, Actinopteri, Salmoniformes, Salmonidae. Gene Ontology annotation, biological process: synapse maturation; regulation of dendrite development.